Messenger RNA from Gilbertella persicaria, 924 nucleotides. RefSeq lists its product as uncharacterized. The coding region runs from base 1 to 924 and encodes 307 amino acids. NCBI's taxonomy places the organism in Eukaryota, Fungi, Mucoromycota, Mucoromycetes, Mucorales, Choanephoraceae. The transcript is spliced from 2 exons. The record is from RefSeq and is a predicted model, not a curated record.
AUGAUUUAUGAAACUUCUGUUGCUAACAAGUACAACGAAGCUAAAAAGGACAUCUACGUCGUCAAAACCACCAAAAAUGCUUAUGAAUCAGACCGCAAGGACGAUUUCAAGUCUAACAAGGAUAGACAUUACAAGAGAGAAGGUGAAAAAUCUCAAGAAAAGGGCAAGAAAAAUGAAGAAGAUUGUGAAGAUGAAAAGUAUCAAGAUGGUAAAGAAGGUCAAAAGGGUAACAAGAAAGGCCGAAAGGGUGGCAAGGAUAACAAGUACGGCAACAAGGAAGACCAAAAUGAUGGCAAAGAUAACAAGCAUGAUGACAAGGAGGAUCAGAAGAAAGAGAAAAAUGUCAAGGGCGGCAAAAGGGAAGAAGGCAAACCUCAAGAAGAGAAAAAGGAAGAUGACAAAGACAAGCAAGUUGUUACUGCUCCUGCUUAUGAAUGGACUUAUGGCUACAAUGCUGGUCACCCCAACCCUGAUUAUUGUAAGGGCUUCAAGAUUGAGCACCCUACUCUUUAUGAUCUUGCUUAUGAGUCUGGUUCCACUCAAGAAAUCAAGUGGUCUAUUGAUCAAUCUCAGCUUAUUGCUGGUAAAGAGGCCAACUCAAUCUUUCGUAUUCGUGUUCUGAGCUUCGGAAACUACAACCAACAAGUUAUUGGCGAAGACCUUGAUGUCUACAAUAAAGACAACACUGGUUCCGUCCGUUUCCCUCUUGAUUUGAAGAACGAUUCUGGUAUGUAUAAGUACCGUGUCAUGGUCAACCAUGGUAAUGAAACUAUCCACUGUGUCUACGAGUCUGUUCCUUUCCGUAUCGUUCAACAUCCUGGAAAAAAGUUUGACCUUACUCCUUACUGGGUCCCCUAUAAAGGUGCUAUCUACUCUCAGGAUACUGAUUCUGGAAUGAAGUACCAUGAAAAGAGAGCCAUUUAA